AUGAGAAAAGUCAAACGAAUCAUCCAUAAACAAUUUGGAGGUGUAGGCAACUUUUUUAUAAUAUUGAUUUUGGUUGCAAGUAUCGUUAUUUUUAUUAAUUCAUAUGUUCUUACAAAACGAGAUCCAUCCAAUGAAGCGCCGACUGGCAGUAUUUCUAAAUUAGAGACUGUUCACAAUCAAAAUCAAACAGUAAAACAAAAUUCCAUUGACCGACAGCGAAUUCAAAGACCAUCUAUACCCGAUGCUGGAUGUGAAAUUGAUGAGAAGUGCGCAGAUGAUGCUAUCCCAUAUAAAAUUGUUUCCGGAGAUGGAAUUGAAAAGUAUCCAAUUAUAUGUUUUAAUAAUAAAUUAUUGGUUCAUAAAAAUUUAAAAGAUGCAAAAAUUGGUCGUGGUAUUAAUUUAGUUGCACUUGAUAGUGUAACUUAUGAUGUUAAAUUAACAGAAACAUAUGAUACUUAUAUUGAAGAAACAUUCUUAUUACGAACACUUAAAGUAACUUUAAAUGAUGGUGAUAUUAUUAUUCUAGCUAGUUUUGAUGAAAUGACAUAUGGAUUGAAAGAAGCAUCUUUGUCGAUAUUAGAAAAAUAUGGUAGUCAAUUGAUAAAAAUUAUUAAAUUUCGUGAUUCCUUUGUUAUGAUUGGGCAGAAAGGACUUGCACGUGGGAAAGCUGUUGAAAUGCAUCAACCAAAAGGAAAUCGUGAUUUUGCUCCUGCUGCACAUAUAAGUGGUUGUGCUAAAUUUCCUUUGGGUCAAUUAUCUCCAGUAGUAUUUCCAACUUCGGAAGUCAAUAAAGAAGGAAAGAUAGCUAUUGGUACAUCGAUAAAGAAUUGUGGUCUACUAGAAACAUGUAAAGAAAACGAAUUCGCUGUACAUAUUUAUACGGGCAAAGAUAAAAACGAUGAACCAAAAAUAUGUGUUGACGGAAAAUAUGUUAUGGCAAAAGGUAUUAAUGAUGCUGGACGUGGUAUUAAUAUAGUUGUUGUUUCCAAUGGAAAAGAAGUUAUACGUACAGGACAUUUUGAUACAUGGCAAGAAGAUAGUACAAAUUUAGAAAUAUUUCUUGAAAAUCUUGAAGAAAACGUUAUUCUAAUUGCAGUUACUUUUGAUGAAGCAUCAACAAAACUUAGUCAGCACAGUAAAAAUCUCUUUUUUGAUCUUGGCAGUGCAACUAUACAAAAUAUGAAUUACCGAGACUCUUGGGCGUUUGUAGGUCGAAAGGGCAUAGAAGGUUUUAGCCCUUACGAAGAGAUUUCACAUGCAGGAAGUGCACCUGGUUAUGCGUCUCCUAUUGACAAGCGAUUAUGUGUACCACAAACUUUAAAAGGAAUCAAAAUUCGACCUGAUCCAUUACCCUUUCGUAAUGAUAAACGUCGUGAUUUUUGUUCACGUUAUGAUGGCUACGGAGACUUUUGUAGUGAUACCAAUGUUGAUAAAAAUCUAGCACCUAUUGGACUAUUAAAUAAAACAUUAGAAGAUAAUCCCAUAUAUUCAAUACCAAUACUUGUUAUUGCUGGCAUUUCAUAUAAUUCUCUUCGUAUGUGUCUAGAAACUUUGCUAAUGCAACCGGGUAUUCGUGUCGAAAAUGUUAUUGUUGCUGUUGAUGAAAAAUUUUCUGAACCGCUUGCAUUAAUUGAUCUGUUUGGAUUUCGAGGAGAAAAAACAUCCAGUAGUUCAACAUAUAUGGAACAUUAUGAAAAAUCAUUAAACAAGGCCUUGGAACUCUAUCCAACUAAAGAUAGCGUCAUUGUUAUUGAAGAAGAUCUCAUUUUAUCUCCAGAUUUUCUUUAUACUCUUGCUUUGUUAAGUGAAACGUUUCAAAAGGAUGAAACGAUUGCUGGCAUACAAUUAUGGAAUCCUAAUUCUUACGAUGCGGUUAAUGGAUCCAUCGAUCUAAUCUAUCGUGUUGACAAUUUGUUUGGUCUAGGCUACCAAUUAAAACGUACAUUUUAUGAUAAAAACAUGAAAGUUUCAUUCAAAGAGUGCUGCUCGAAAAGAGUUUGGGAUAAAUGGAAAUUUUCACAGACACUUCCAUCAUCGUCUUUUCUUAUGCCAGAUAUUUCACGUAUAUUUCGAAGACCAAUUGAUGGCAAUCGAAUGAAUACGAAAUAUUUGGAAGCACUAUUUAAUCGAAAACGACAAACGAGUUUAAAUCCGUUUCCUCCAUUAUCAAAUAUUAACACAUUACGUAAAGAAAGCUAUGAUACUUUUUUAACCAAAUCAAUUAGUUCGGCAACAUUGCUGAAAUCUUUAGAACCAUGUGAUACACUUAAUCUAAAUAUGUAUAAUUUAAUUAGAAAUCAAAACAGCUCUGCUACGUUCAAGUAUAUUUAUCAACAAGAAUCAACAGACGAUGUAGCAUCGCUUAUGCCAGUUUUACCUUGUUUUGGCUUAUUUCCACAAGAACCAUUAGGUCUCUAUCUUGGUGUUCUUCGAUUUAGUGCAAAUAAAUAUCAAUUUUAUCUCGUUGGAUCCAAAUCGCCUCUAUAUAAAAGUACAUUGAACUCGACUUAA
Rotaria socialis is the source of this 2511-nucleotide messenger RNA. NCBI's taxonomy places the organism in Eukaryota, Metazoa, Rotifera, Eurotatoria, Philodinida, Philodinidae. The record is from the annotation of a GenBank genome assembly.